Musca domestica (house fly) is the source of this 3513-nucleotide messenger RNA. It is a transcript of the gene zf30C, whose product is annotated as zinc finger protein 208. The record is from RefSeq and is a predicted model, not a curated record. Bases 304 to 3405 code for a protein of 1033 amino acids. Gene Ontology annotation, molecular function: DNA-binding transcription factor activity, RNA polymerase II-specific; RNA polymerase II transcription regulatory region sequence-specific DNA binding. The transcript has 7 exons. Gene Ontology annotation, cellular component: nucleus. Gene Ontology annotation, biological process: regulation of transcription by RNA polymerase II. NCBI's taxonomy places the organism in Eukaryota, Metazoa, Arthropoda, Insecta, Diptera, Muscidae.
AUUUCUUAAGGUGUAGCUACACAGCGACGAAGUGAAAAAUAUUUGUCUCGAACAAUAAACGGGAAAAUUGAACAAUAAUUUUUUAUUGUGUAUAAAAGUGUUUGGUAAAAACUGAAUUUAAUCACUUUAUAAAGAACGAUAAAAUGAAGAAUAAAUGUAAAAUGUUGAAAUAAAAGCUAACAAUAUUGACGUAAGCUUCGGCGGCAUUUGGACAAACAAGAACAUUGAAGAAGAUAUAGCAUGAAAACAUAGAGGAAAGUUAAUGAAACAGCCUGUCUGCUUAACGUUAAUAGCCAUUUUAAAAUGGCUACCACAUCGAAUACAUCUCAAAUGGAAAUGUUGGUGAAAAUAUCAGCAUCCGAUGGUGUACCAAAACUCUUUUGUCCAAUAUGUAAUAAGGCUUUGGUCUCCCUUCAAGGCUAUGUGAAGCAUGUUAAAAAACAUGAGCCACCCGGAGGUUUUAUGUGUCGCUUCUGUGAUGCACGAUUCUGUUCGGAAGAUGAAUUGAAAAAACAUCGUGAAACUCAACACACCACCAUUGCCUGUCGCCUGUGUAAGGAUACAACGUUUACAAAUGAAAGUGAUUAUCGUGCCCAUAUACGUGACGUCCACCAGGGUGUCGAUCGGGAGUUGUAUAAAUGUGAAAAAUGUGGAGCAGCUUAUAAAACCUUGGAUCCAUAUCGGCGGCACAUCGAGACAGAUUGUGGUGCCAUUAAACCCUUUAAAUGUGAUAAAUGUCCCAUGGCAUUUAUGACGAAAUAUAAUUUAAAGGCCCAUUUGGAUAAUCAUUCGGGAGAAUUGAAAUUCUGUUGUAGUUAUUGUGGCAGGAAUUUCAAACAAAAAGCCAGAUUGGUGGAACAUGAACGGACACAUACGGGAGAGAAGCCUUAUAAGUGUGAUGUGUGUGGAAAGAGUUUUUCCCAUCGGGAGAGCAUUGUUACACAUUCUUCAUUACACACUGGAAUACGUUUGGUUGAAUGUAAAUGCUGUAGUUCGAGAUUUUCCUGUUAUUCAAAUCUAAUUAAACACCGAAGAAAUAGGCCAGAUACAUGUGGUCGACCAGAAUAUGAUCCGCCACGCAACCGCAUUCGAAAACACACCUCAAGAAUUCCAGCCGUUUUAAAUCCAAAUUCGGAAAUAAAAGUUGUAAACGUCAACAAAAUCAUAAAACCCGAAGACUUGGAAAAGGCUCAGGCAUUGAAAAAAGAAUCCCCAGAUAAGGCAAAAGAAAAGACUACAGCACGCAAACGUACAGGUGGUGCUUUGAAAGGGGCAACCAAAAAGACAACAACAAAGAAAAUGCUUUCCAAAAAAGACAUUAUCGAAUUUGAGGAAAGUGAUGAGGAAGAAUUUGUAUCGAUUGGGAAAAAUAAGUGCGAUGAGGACGACGAAGAAGAUGAAGAUGAAAAACCACUUACAGAAUUAAUAAAGAGUGAACGACCGGAAAGACAAUGCAAAUUAAAAACAUCAACGAAUAUCGCUGAAGGAGAGCAAACUACUGUAGAAGAUCCCAUUUUAAAACCUCUGAUACCUAUGGAAGCUGAGCCCUCCAUUAACAGAACCACAACAGCAUGGUCGGAUGACAGUGAAGAUGAUUAUGUACCCGAUUUUGAGAAUGAUGAUGAUGAAGAAUCCGAUUAUGAUACACAAGAAAACAAAAAUUUCCAAUUACCGGUAAAAAUCAAAGAAGAAUCUAAAGAGGAUACAACACUCAUACAAAUAGAAGCUCUUAAUGAUCUUGAGUUCACCUCCUUGCCUAUCGACACAAAUGUUGUGAAGUCUGAAAUUGAAGAUGCGAAUAUUUUUAAUGAAAAGGAUAAGAUUCUGGCAUGUUUGCUAAACGAAAGUGGGAUUAACGUAUCUAAUCAGUCAUUAUCUAUAGCCUCAGCUAAACAAUCUGAAAAAGAUGACGAUGAUGAAGAAUAUAUUCUAGAAGAGACUGAGGUGGUAUUGGUAAAAAAUGAAGACAGCCACGAUGAGGAUUAUCCAUUGGAAGACAUCUUGGAUAUAAAAUCAGAGUUUCUUCCAAUGUCGGAAAAUACGGUAGAUCAAAAAUGUUAUGUAUUGUUGGAAGAUAUUACAAAUCGUUAUCCUCAGCUGAAGACACAAUCCAGCAUUAAGGUUCCUCGCAAUUGUCAGCCUUUCUUUUCCAAAAGAAAUGAUACGAAAAAACGCACGCGAAAACCCAGGGAAGCUAAAAGCACACAGCAAUCAACAGCAGAUAAAGAUUCGACCAGUACAGACAAACCAAAACGAAAAUCUAAAAUAACAGCUGAACAGCUGAAGGAACGUAUGCGCCUCUUAAAGAAACGUGAUAAGACUUACAAAUGUCCGGAUUGCAUUAAGCUGUACUAUAUGCGAAAACCAUUUGAAAAGCAUUUGCGAGAUGAUCACAACAAAAACGAUGAAGAAAUCAAAGAGUUGCUAAAGGAUGAAAUUGAAGAAUUGCCCACAGAAGAUAUUUACAAAUGCCACAUCUGUGAUAAGAUAUAUCUGAUGGAGAAACGUCUUAAAGAUCACAUAGCCAAACAUGGUCCAGAUGGUAAUCUAAUACAUAAAUGCCCAUGUUAUUGUGUCUUGUAUUUUGCCACACGUGAAGAGGCCCAGGCUCAUGCCCACGAGGCACACAAAGAUCUGUUGUGGUGUGAAAUAUGUGAGAAAUUCAUGACAGGAUGUGAUGCUUUGAAAUCGCAUAAAAUGCGUAUACACGGCACCAAAGAGGUACAAUUUAAACGUAAUUUGGUGUGUGACAAAUGUGGCAAGAAAUUCUUGGGCAGGACACAGCUAAUGGAUCAUGUACGCUCAGACUGUGGCCGGGUUCCCAUUUACCAGUGUCAGGUAUGUGGUAAAUGUUUAACAACUGCUGGUAUCCUCAAGACCCACAUGCUACUGCAUCAGGAUGACCGUCCCUAUCAAUGCGAUCAGUGUGGCAAAAGUUUCAAGAUCAAGGCUCAAUACAAAACUCACAUCAAAUAUUCCCAUUCAGAGGAAAAACGUUUCAAGUGUCAUCUUUGUCCCAAAGCCUAUCCUUAUCGCGAAAGUCUGCUAACACACAUGGCAGUUCAUACGGGCAUCAAACGUUUCUUGUGCAAUGGCUGUGGUAAACGUUUUACAUGUGUUUCCAAUUUGCAAGCCCAUCGUAAGGUACAUGCCGAAACUUGUGGUCUGCUUCCCUUGAAUGCCAAGGCCACCCAAUAUAUGGGGGUACAAAAAGGCACGCUUUUGUUGGGUGCCAAACCGGAGCCCGGUCUGGAUUAUGUUGAAUCUCAAACAUUGGUGGCAAAAGAAGUAUUUACACAAGAUGUUCAGGCGACCACUGAAGAUGUGGCACGCAGCAUGCAACCUAGCAAUUCACUAAGUGCUGGCCUUCCGCUUAAUUAUAGUACAGAUAUUAUACUAAUGUAAUAUACAAAUUACAAUUGCAAAAUAAUUUUCAAUUAUUUUUCAUAAUGGUAUUUUAAGGGUUAUUUAAAAAGAUAAAUAAUAAAUUAUACAAAUAAUUUUUAACAUAAA